Molecule: messenger RNA, 1158 nt
Organism: Diachasma alloeum
Lineage: Eukaryota; Metazoa; Arthropoda; Insecta; Hymenoptera; Braconidae
Gene: Twi
Exons: 2
Coding region: 1-1158 (385 amino acids)
Biological process (GO): regulation of transcription by RNA polymerase II; developmental process
Molecular function (GO): RNA polymerase II transcription regulatory region sequence-specific DNA binding; protein dimerization activity; DNA-binding transcription factor activity, RNA polymerase II-specific
Source: RefSeq, a predicted model, not a curated record
AUGAUGCAAGCACAACAAGUCAGUCCGACUCAAAUAGGCAUUGAGAAUCUCUACGUUGUUGCUGCUGAUAGUUCUGGAAUUCCUCAUAGCGCAGGUAGCUCAGCUAGCAAUUCACCUAACCAUUACGAGCGUUAUUCACCGAGCAAUCUGAUGGAUCUUAGUAGUCCGUCGGAGCACCGAGGAGGCCUACCAGACUUUGCCCAUACUACACAUACUACACUCCAAGCAUAUCAACCACUUGCCAAUAACUAUCAGUUCUAUGAUAACUAUGAUGAAGAGAAGAGUAGAUUCCACCAUGUUCAGCAAGCUGAGCUAAAGUACAAUCCGUACGAUAAAGAUAUCUCUACAUUCGAUUACGAUAGAAAAUCGCCAAUUUUUCACUCUGAGCAUAGCCGAGAAAAUGAGCAUAAUAUUUAUCUUCCGGCUUCAUCGCCAACCUCGGGCAUUUAUCAAUCACCAGGCGCUAGGGGCGAGAAAAUUUCCUCCAGUCAAUCCCCGAGACUAACGAUAUUUGAACAAACAAGUGACUCUCCAAUUGAAUAUAAACCAACAAUUCAUAGUGAUUUUCAUAUAAAUUCAUCGAGGGCUAUCCACAAAGAGCUUGUACAGGAUUCAAUGUUAUCCGCCCAUGGAGGAGAAACUUCAUCAGUAGCAAUGAGAAAUUACAAUGGAAUUAAAUUGCAAAAAACCAACGGAAAAAGAAAGAGAAAAAUAAUGAGUUACGAUAAUAAUGGAAAUGAUUCUGAAAGUGAGAGUAUCGAAUCUUCAACUGCAUCUUGCAAGGCUAAAAUUCGACGUAAAAAUACUGGAAGCUUUGAAGAUCUUCAGACACAACGAGUUAUGGCAAAUGUCAGAGAGAGACAGAGGACUCAGAGUUUGAAUGAAGCUUUUACAAAUCUGAGAAAAAUCAUACCAACUCUUCCCAGUGAUAAAUUGAGCAAGAUUCAAACAUUGAGGCUUGCAACGCGAUAUAUUGACUUUCUCAAUCAACUCAUCGCACGCUGCCCUAUUGAAGCCCUUGAAAAUCGUGGCAGUGUGGAAGAAAACAGUCAAACGAUCGGAGGAGGCUCGACAUCAUGCAGUUACGUUAUCCACGAACGGCUUUCGCACGCCUUCAGCAUGUGGCGGGUGGAAAGCGAAUGGAACGCCAAUCUCUAA